This is a messenger RNA of Peromyscus californicus insignis, 3140 nucleotides long. Its product is annotated as cytochrome P450 2J3. The transcript is spliced from 11 exons. The coding region runs from base 272 to 1699 and encodes 475 amino acids. Gene Ontology annotation, molecular function: heme binding; iron ion binding; oxidoreductase activity, acting on paired donors, with incorporation or reduction of molecular oxygen, reduced flavin or flavoprotein as one donor, and incorporation of one atom of oxygen. Gene Ontology annotation, biological process: xenobiotic metabolic process. The record is from RefSeq and is a predicted model, not a curated record. Gene Ontology annotation, cellular component: cytoplasm; intracellular membrane-bounded organelle. NCBI's taxonomy places the organism in Eukaryota, Metazoa, Chordata, Mammalia, Rodentia, Cricetidae.
UAGCCAGUCCAGACACGCUCAAGUGCCUCUUCUUGAAGUCCGCCACAGCUUCUCCACAGGAGGGCUCGGAGAAGGAGCGUGACCGAGAGCGGCGAGGUGGAGCCAGCGAGGUUGGAACCUUGAGAAGACUCAGAAAAGUGCAAGGGCACUGGGCACAAAGUUCGGCUCAGGUUUGGCUUAGGAAGCUGAGAAGCAGGUUUCGGAGGAGGUUGCCGCUAGGCCAGAGACACAGCAGUGAGCACAGCUGGGAGAGCCAGCUCCAGCGCCAGCCAUGCUCGCCGCCGCGGGCUCCCUGGUGGCCGCCAUCUGGGCUGCGCUCCAUCUCCGGACUCUGCUGCUGGCUGCUGUCGCCUUCCUGUUUCUGGCUGACUACCUCAAAAACCGGCGCCCCAAAAACUACCCGCCAGGGCCGAGGCGCCUGCCCUUCGUGGGCUGCUUGUUCUAUUUGGACUUAAAGCAACCCCACAUAGCCGUUCAGAAGUUUGUGAAGAAAUAUGGGAACAUUUUAAGCUUGGAGUUUGCUAAUAUACCCUCAGUGGUUGUAACUGGCAUGCCCUUAAUCAAAGAAGUCUUUACUCAAUUGGAGCCAAAUUUUCUGAAUCGUCCUGUCACUUGUCUCCGAAAACAUCUCUUUAAAAAUAAUGGGUUGAUCUUCUCCAGUGGCCAGACAUGGAAGGAACAAAGAAGAUUCGCCCUGAUGACACUGAGGAACUUUGGAUUGGGAAAGAAGAGCUUAGAACAGCGCAUCCAGGAGGAAUCCCGACACCUUGUGGAGGCCAUAAGAGAGGAGAGAGGACAGCCUUUUGACCCUCACUUCAAUAUCAAUAAUGCAGUUUCCAAUAUCAUUUGCUCUGUCACCUUUGGGGAGCGCUUUGAGUACCAGGACAGUCAGUUUCAGGAGAUGUUGAGGCUACUGGAUGAGGCCACAUGUUUGGAGGCAUCAGCGAUGUGCCAGCUCUACAAUAUCUUUCCAAGGAUAAUUCAUUAUCUUCCUGGAUCACACCAAACAGUUUUCAGAAACUGGGAAAAACUGAAAUUGUUUGUUUCUGAUAUUAUUGACAAUCACCGGAAAGACUGGGACCCUGAUGAGCCAAGAGACUUCAUUGAUGCUUUCCUCAAGGAAAUGACAAAGUACCCAGAUAAGACUACUACAAGUUUCAAUGAAGAAAACCUUAUCUGCAGCACUCUGGACCUCUUCUUUGCUGGAACAGAGACAACAUCCACGACACUACGCUGGGCUCUGCUCUGUAUGGCCCUUUACCCAGAAGUCCAAGAAAAAGUGCAGGCUGAGAUUGACAAAGUGAUUGGGCAUGGAAGACAGCCAAGCCUAGCUGACAGAGAGUCCAUGCCCUACACCAAUGCUGUCAUCCACGAGGUGCAGAGAAUAGGCAACAUCAUCCCUUUUAAUGUUCCCAGGGAAGGGGCAGUUAACACCAAGUUGGCUGGAUUUGACCUGCCAAAGGGAAUCAUGGUCCUGACCAACCUAACUGCACUGCACAGAGACCCCAAAGAGUGGGACACUCCAGAUGAGUUCAACCCAGAGCACUUUUUGGAGAAUGGACAGUUUAAGAAGAGAGAAAGUUUUCUGCCAUUCUCAAUGGGUGGCUGUGAAAUUCCCUGGGAUUCUACUGUUCUACCCAGACUUGACAUGUCGGCUCCUGGCAGUACCAAUCUACUUCAGAGAAAAUAUGGGCAUUGAAGAAACUGCAUAUGGAGUUAACUUUCAUUGUGGCAAAAGUUAGCCACUGGACAACAAAGUAUCCUUGAAUCAACAGGACAAAAUGGACAGACAGGACAUAAAACAAAGGAUUACUGAUUCUUGCCAAAACAAGUGUGUUUAGGGCUUUAUCAAAAGGCAUCUUCAGAGGCCAGGACAAUAUGGGCACCAUCCCUGAAGUGGCCUUCGCAAUUCGAAAAAGGUACAGUGCCCUUUUCUUCGAAGGCAGCUGAACAGGCAGUGGGCCGAUGGCCUCUGAUGUGCAAUGGAACAGCAGCUGAAACAGUUAUUCUUGAAGAGUAACUAAGCUCACGCCUCUCAAUAGUAGACUGGCAUUUGAUGGAGGGAUAUGGAGAAGAAUGGGAUGCUGAGAUGAAGCCAUAUAUACACAGCCAAGAAGAAUGGACAGCUGAAUUAAAAAACCAUCAACAAUUUCCAGAAUUUAAAAUCCUGAAUCAUGACAUGACACUAGUGGAAUUCAGGUGUUUCUGGUACAUGGACUACUCUCACUCAAUGUGAGGUUGAACUGUUGACCUUGUGUACAUCCUACUUCACAAAUGAGUCUGUCAGAUAUGCUAAGCCUAUAGGCUGAAGAUGAUGCCCCAGCACUUCGGAGAAACCUCAGGUGACUGUCCAGACAGCUAUCUGUUUCUGUCAACUCACAAAUUUUUUGGAAGUUGCUUAUGUGCACUUCCUAUUUUUAUUUUUGUUAGCUAAUAUUAUUUCCUUCUUGGGUCUCUGAGGGAGUUGAAGAUUAGUUAGUUAUAGUUGAAGUUUAGUUAGUUAUAGUUGAAGAUUAAUUAGGAUACAUUUUGGACUUACCAAAAUAGGAUAGAUAAUGAAAUUAUUUUCUCUGAAUUUGUCAAAUACAAAUGGACUAGACAUUGUUUAGGUAUUUAUUACUUGUAUAUAUUGUAUAUAGUUAUUGUACUUUUGUAUAUAGUUUUUCUUAUAUUAGUUAUAAGCUUUUUCUUUUUUUUUUUCCUUUUUAUUAAAAUAGAAAAGGGGAAAUAUGGUGAUAUUUUAUUUGUAUUAAAAUAUUAUUUGUAUGUUAAUAAAUAAAGUUGCCCGGGGGUCAGAGCUAUUAGCAAGCCAUAGGAAAGCAGGGCAGUGGUAGCGUACGCUUGUAAUUCCAGCACUUGGUAGGCAGAGCUGGGUAAGUCUCUGUGUGUUCAGGGAUACAGCCAUUAUUGGAUACACAUGCCUUUAAUCUUAAUACCAAUCAUGGAAAACCUGGAGGCCUAUACAAACAGGCUGUGAGGAGGCGGUCAUGUGGUUGGGUUUACAACCAAUGAGAAGGCAGGACAGGAACUCUAUAUAAAGACUUUAACACAGGGGUAGCUCUGGUUCGGAGAGGUAGGACCACCACAGGAGGAAGGGUAAGGUUUUAGCUCUUAGCUCUGACCUCUUGGCUUUCUUCUUU